AUGGCUCGGCUAGCCCCGCUGCUCCUGACCUCCACCCUGAGCGCGCUGCUCAGCUUCGUGCUGCUGGCCACCGCGGUCGCCAGCGACUACUGGUAUAUCCUGGAGGUGGUGGACAGCGGAGAUCACAGCCACCACGGAGGCACCGAGCACCUCUCCUCCCACUCCGGGCUCUGGCGCAUCUGCGAAGGGGAAGACAACUGUGUGCCCUUGAUCGACCCAUUUUCAAGUGACGUACUGGAUGUCUCACCUUCUGUAAAAUAUCUGCUCUCCCUUCACCGUGCAGUCCUGGUGAUUCUGCCCCUGAGCCUCAUCUUCAUCAUGUGUGGCUGGAUCUGUGGCCUGCUGGGCUUCCUGGCUCAGAGCAUCCCUGUGCUCACCUUCACUGGCUGCUACUACUUGCUGGGAGGUGCCCUGACCUUGGCAGGUGUCAGCGUCUACAUCCAUUACUCCCACCAGGCCUUUGAGGAGACCACGCUCCUGUACGGUACCCAGCACGUGCAGGAUGUGCACGUCAGCUUCGGCUGGUCUCUGGUCCUGGCCUGGAGCUCCUGCGUCUUUGAAGCAGUCAGUGGUGCCCUCCUGUUCAUAGCUGCCCGACGCCUCAGUGUGAGGCAGCCCCCAGGAGCACCCCACUCUGUGAUCAUCUAAGGGUGUCAGGGUGGUGGGGAGAAGGCUUGGCUGCCCUUGACAUUUGCUGAGUCCUGGAUGGAUGGUGCCCUGGGGACAGCAUGUUGGAGAAGCUCUCCUCUGGA
This is a messenger RNA of Nannospalax galili (Upper Galilee mountains blind mole rat), 752 nucleotides long. RefSeq names its product transmembrane protein 235 (gene Tmem235). Gene Ontology annotation, cellular component: apical plasma membrane. The coding region runs from base 1 to 648 and encodes 215 amino acids. The transcript has 4 exons. The record is from RefSeq and is a predicted model, not a curated record. Lineage: Eukaryota; Metazoa; Chordata; Mammalia; Rodentia; Spalacidae.